AUGACGUCACAGCCAUCCGAUGACGUCAGCACUGUGGCCCCCGCCCUGCCCUGCCGCCAUGACGUCACCACUGGGGGGGCACCAAUCCCCGCUCAGCUCCCGCCCCUUCCCUCUCUCCCCAUUGGUCCGCGCCUCUGCCCUCCACCUCCCAUUGGCUCGCGCUGGGGGCCGCUAAAAGCGGGCGGGGCUCGCGGAGAGGCUCAGCGCGGCGGGCGGGCGGUAACGACAGCGGCGGCUGCUCCGCGCUUGGAACCCGAACCGGAACCGAACCGGAACCGAACCGGAACCGAACCGGAACCGGAGCCCCUCGGGGCAGCGUCCGGUGCCCUCCGCACCCGCCCUGGGGGGAGCCCCGGGCAGGCCCGGCCGCUAUGGGGCUUGUGGGGUGAUUUGGGCCUCAUCCCUUGUGUGUGUCCUCCACAGGAGACUCGUGGUGGUGCCUGGCAGACCUCGAACGUGGAGAACCUCCCCCCCCACAUCCUGCGCCUGCUCUACCGGGAGCUCUCCCUGCUCAGCGCCGACCCCCCCGCCGGCAUCAAGCUCUGCCCCAACGAUGAGGACGUCACCGACGUGCAGGUCACCAUCGAGGGGCCCGAGGGCACCCCAUACGCCGGGGGGCUCUUCCGGAUGAAGCUGGUGCUGGGCAAGGAAUUCCCGGCGGCUCCUCCCAAGGGAUUCUUCCUGACCAAGAUCUUUCACCCCAAUGUGGGGCCCGGGGGGGAGAUCUGCGUCAAUGUGCUGCGGAGGGACUGGAGAGCGGAACUGGGGCUGCGCCACGUCCUGCUGACCAUCAAGUGCCUCCUGAUCCACCCGAACCCCGAAUCCGCCCUCAACGAGGAGGCCGGGAGGCUCCUGCUGGAGAACUACGAGGAGUACGCGGCCCGCGCCCGCCUCCUCACCGAGAUCCACGCCCGGGGCCCCCCCCGCGCCCCCCCCGACGCCCCCUCCACAUCCGGGCCCCCCCAACCCCCACCCCCACUGCCCCCCGACGGGCCCCAGCCCAAGAAGCACGCGGGGGACAGGGACAAGAAACCUGCCCCCCCCAAGAAGAAAGUGGACAAGAAACGGGCCCUAAGGAGGCUUUGAAGGGGGGGGAAGGCACCCCAAAUACC
Molecule: messenger RNA, 1112 nt
Organism: Neopsephotus bourkii (Bourke's parrot)
Lineage: Eukaryota; Metazoa; Chordata; Aves; Psittaciformes; Psittacidae
Product: ubiquitin-conjugating enzyme E2 S-B-like
Exons: 6
Coding region: 1-1086 (361 amino acids)
Source: RefSeq, a predicted model, not a curated record